Messenger RNA from Glycine soja, 1250 nucleotides. RefSeq lists its product as uncharacterized. Lineage: Eukaryota; Viridiplantae; Streptophyta; Magnoliopsida; Fabales; Fabaceae. The record is from RefSeq and is a predicted model, not a curated record. The transcript has 2 exons. The coding region runs from base 251 to 1009 and encodes 252 amino acids.
UCAUCUCACUUCAUUUUUUUUCCGCCUUAUCUUUCUAUCCUCUCUCUCUCUCUCUCUCUCUCUCUCUCUCUCUUUUCCUUCGGAGUGUGUUUGCAGAUUGAUGACAAGCAACCCCAUUACGUGGAAGCCUAAGAGGAGAAGACGACGAAGAGGACAAGGUUAACUGAAUCGCCGCUUCUGUGUGGCUUCGUUCUUUCGUUUUAGUUUUUUCAUCUUUUUAGCUUUAGAGGGUAAUACAUUCUUUAAAAAAAUGGAGGUUUUGGUGGGUCCCGCUUUCACCAUCGACGUUCCUUCGUCUCCGCCGCGGGAUGGCGGUUCCGAAAAUCGGAUCUUCCUUAACGGGUCACCCGAAAAAGAUGAUGGGUCGAACUUUCGGAUCUCGGGCCCACCCAAGUUCUUCGCCGGCGGCGAGUCGGAGAGUUCGUCGUCGAUCGGAACCCCCGAUGACAGCGACAACGAGGAGGAAGAAGUGCAGAGCCAGUUGAAGAUACGAACUGGGUUGGGUUCUUUGGAUGCUAUGGAAGAUUCUCUUCCCAUCAAGAGGGGAUUGUCUGGUCAUUUUGAUGGAAAAUCAAAAUCGUUCUCAGAUCUAUCACAAGUGAGUAAUUUGAGUAAUCUGAAGGAGUUGCAAAAGCAAGAGAGUCCUUUCAACAAGAGAAGAAGGGUUUUGAUAGCAUCAAAAUGGUCCAGAAGAUCAUCUUUCUAUUCCUGGUCCAACCCACAAUCCAUGCCUCUUUUGCCUGUGGAUGAGGAUCAGGAUUAUGAUUAUGAAGAGGAAGAAGAAGAUGAAGAAGAAAAUGCUAGAAAAGUUCCCUCUGCUUCAUCUUCUUCCUCUUCCUCCUUGGCCGAGGAAAAGAAACAAGAAGAUCAAGUUCAGCUAAGAUUCAACAGAAUGCCAGAAUCUUAUGCUGCUCAUAUGAGGCUUAGACUUGGAAGCUUCAAGGCUAGAAGCUUUUCUCUUGCAGAUCUGCAAGAACAUGAUGAUGAGGAAGAAGGUGAUGAUCAUUAAAUUAACAUUUAACAUAGGGUUUUAUUUUUGUUUUAUUCUUUUGUUAUUGUGGUUGUUACUAAAUAAAAUUAAAUAGUAUUAAGUAACUGUUAAAAAACUUAUCCUUUUCUUUUUUUACUUUUGUUUUAAAAAAAUGGAUUUUGCUAAGGGGUGUACUGUGCAUAUCCUGUGGGUAUUCUAGUAAAGUUAUGAAAGCUUCUUGGUUUCAUAGAAUGACAGGAGUUCUGAGCUUUACUUUUCU